This is a messenger RNA of Ictalurus furcatus (blue catfish), 3298 nucleotides long. It is a transcript of the gene znf395a, whose product is annotated as zinc finger protein 395a. The coding region runs from base 471 to 1814 and encodes 447 amino acids. Gene Ontology annotation, biological process: regulation of transcription by RNA polymerase II. Gene Ontology annotation, molecular function: DNA-binding transcription factor activity; RNA polymerase II cis-regulatory region sequence-specific DNA binding. NCBI's taxonomy places the organism in Eukaryota, Metazoa, Chordata, Actinopteri, Siluriformes, Ictaluridae. The transcript has 10 exons. Gene Ontology annotation, cellular component: nucleus. The record is from RefSeq and is a predicted model, not a curated record.
UGUUCAUUCAAAAAAGAAAAAAGCUAAGGUAUAGAUUAGUAUGUACGUGAGUGCGUGCGUGGUGGUGCAGUUGAGCGCGCGGCGUUUGCGGAUUUGUUAGGAGAGCGUUUUUUUAUAUGUUUUUUUUUUGUAAUUUAUUUGAUUUUUUUUUGUGCAAUUUUUUAUUUUGUAUUAUUAGACCGAGUGAAAGUAACGAGUGGGUGUGUUGGAGUUCGACAUUCCUUUAAGGGAAAGCAAGCGCGUGCUUCGUGUAUUCAUGCGAGAACUUUAAACAGACAUUCUGUAAGGAAGGAAAAACAAACAGCGCGCGCGCGCACGCGGGUGGGUGUGUGUAUGUGUAUGUGUGUUGCACAUUGAAGAACAAGCUUGCUUUGCGAUACACGGAUCUUUAUUGCACUUUUACUGCAGUAACCAGAGGCAAAAUAAACAAGCUUUUCUCUUGGUGCAGCUGAUCUCCUGCAGGAGUAACGAUGGAGAAGGUGCUAACAGCGACGGUGCUUCCGAGGAGCCGGUUAGGGAAGCGCUCUCCACUAGGAGCCUUGGUGUGCAACUCUUCAGCAGAGGGUCUCGUGGACGUAGGAGGACACGGAGACACCGACGGCGUUCCUGUGAUCUCCGGGAUCGGAGCAGGAGUCCACGGUGUCCACAGGGUCAAACUGCACCCGGGACAGCGGGUGUACGUGCAUUGUGGUGGACAAGAGCGUGCUGGCGCUGUGGAGCAGCACAACCACGUGGACAACGAGGUGUCCAUAUUCAUACAGCAGCUCAAUCAGCGCGUGCACCGGAAACUGGAGGACGUGUGGUUGAGCCCGUCAGGCGUCCUCGCUCACCCCGUGUCUUUAUCAAUCGACGUGCCAAAAAGGAGCGUAGAGAGCGCCGACAUGGACGAAAUCAUGGCUGCUAUGGUGCUAACCAGUCUGUCCUGCAGCCCAAUGAUCCAAAGCCCCGUUCAUGGAGAACCAGCGCCAGUGUCAAACGGGACAGAUAGCACUGGUAGCGAAAUGUCUGAUGGUGGUUACUGGAGCUGUGACCAUGGAAACAGCAGUCCUGCGCCGUCUCCACCUGACGCAGAGGCGGACCGCACCCCUCCUGUCGACGAUGGCUUGGACAUGGAGAUGGAUCAAGUGUUGUUUGAUGAACCAGCACCGAGGAAACGCAAGAACUCGGUGAAGGUGGCGUACAGGUGCCUGUGGCCAAACUGUGGCAAAAUCCUCACCACUAUUGUAGGCAUGAAGCGCCACAUUCGUACUCUUCACCUGGGCCGACAGAGCGAACAGGAGCGCUGCCAAAGAGAAGAAGACUUCUACUACACGGAAAUCUACCAGGACGCGGAACAACCGGCAGCUCCGGCCGGCUCCGGAUCGCCUUCCAGUCCGAGCCAUCGGAGAUCCUCUCCACCGACGCCGGAGCCUCUUCAACCCAGCCCGCUCAGCCAGUCGGCCCCCAGCAGCUUCUGGCAGGUCCACUCCGAACACUCGUACCAGGCUCCGCCUCCUGUUGGUUUGACUCCGUGUAAAGCCGUGUGUGUGCCUGUCCUGCCUCGCUGGGCGCCUCUCGUCACGCCACACCAGAACAAACAGGCCGCUCCAUUCCGGCGUCGUUCGGUCAGCGUAGGUGAACAGUGGCUCCAGAGCCACAGCGCCCCCUCCAGGCCUCCACACCUCGCCAGUGUUUCACCUCCAAGAAGCCACUGCGCCUCACGGAGGGUUCGAGGCGAGGCUAAAAAGUGCCGGAAGGUGUACGGUAUCGAGCACCGGGAUCAGUGGUGUACGGCCUGUCGCUGGAAAAAAGCCUGCCAGAGAUUUUUGGACUGAAUCUGGUGCUGAGCUGAACGACGUCCGAACCAGAGACCGAGGAAUUAAACGUGAACAGGUGGAUCAGCUACACCGCGGUGGAGGGAAAACAGACGAACAACCUUUCUUUUUUUUCGUUUUUUUUAAAAUUCUGUACAUUUUAUAAGAGACGUUUUACCGUUAUGGCGCAGCGUUAACUGCGGACCGAUCUACGCCGCAGUCGGUCUCUCACACCGCGUCAGUCUUCCUGAGGUCGUCCGCUCGGUGCCGAUUUCUUUCGAUAUGCAACAGCCAUAUUUUCUGUGACGGCUCAGAUUAAUCGAGGGUCGUGACACUCCGUAUGGUGACUCUUUUGUUUACCGCGAGAGAUUCGCAGUCAUUCCAGAAAACCCGACCCGUCUUUCUGUUUCAUCGUUUUUUUUGUAUUUUUUUUCGGCGAUUCGAAAAAGCCGAGGUUUUACAGAAAGACGUCGUUUUUUUUUUUUCUUUCUUUGCUUUUUCGUAUUUGGGUUUUGUUUCGUUUUUCAGGGCAGGAAGUGAACGGCAGCUCGACGGUGAAAGUGAUUUGUAUGGACGUGCUUUAAAAGCAUACACGCCUUUUAUGUUUAUGUAUGCCAUGUAUACCAGCUGUUACGUGCUGUUACGUGUUUUUAUAACGACAAAAAGAGCAAAAAAAAAAAAAAGCCAAAAACCAACCAAACACUUUUUGUUUGUUGUUGUUGUUUUUUUUGUAUUAAGACGUCUAAUGACUGUGAUUGCAGUCAUGAUCCGUCUAUUUCUACAUCUAUCAUCUCAUAUCUUACGUGCGAAAGACAUUUUCCUUUUUCGGCUCCAGAAGGCGAAUUCGUCCAGCGAGAUUUGAUUUCAGCGAUGGUUGUUUUCGUUCUUAUCGUACGCCUUUCGUUCCAAAUGAACCCCUUUUUCUGUUGUCCUGUUUUCACUUGUAUAUCUCAUCCCUCCCUUAUCAUCACCCAGCUGCACUACUUGGACUCUGUGUAAAGAGCCAGAAUCCUGGAUUUGUUUCAGCGUGCGAUUGUAAAAAGGACGUAGCUGAUUAUGACGCGUUCUGAGACGAUCUCCUAAUUAAAAACCGAACGAAAGGAACAUUCUUUCAGAAUGAGGUUGCGGUUCGUGAGACAAAACUCUGGCAAAACAAACCCGUCGACAGUUGAGUGGAAACGCUCGAUAUUUUUGGGGUCCAAGCAUCCGAUUCGUGUUCAUAUUUCGAACUGUUAUCGCGUCUUUCCGUUUUGAACGCCCGCUCCGAAACUGUCGGCUUUACACGGCGUUAACCUUGGGAUACGGAGAUGAACGAACGUUCGAGGAGGUUCAUCAUCAGGUUCGCCAAAGUCUGAACUAUCUUCAUACGACAAUAUCAUCAUCAUCAUCAUCAUCAUCGUGCUCAUCAGUUAUAACCUGUACAGUAUUUUGCAUGAAAUGGCUCUGGAGUUUUACAUUUUGAAAUCGUCAUUUUCAUGUUUUAAUACACUUUCUAUGUAAGUCAA